GGGGUCUAGAGGCGCUCCGCGCCUGCGCAAAGGGCGCGACGGCGUCCUGCGUCGUUCCUUUUUAAACCAGUGGCGGGGAACUGCUCCGGAAGCCCCUGGCGCCGCUGUCUGCUGGGUGGAAUCACGUACCGUCAUCCGUGGGCCUGGCAAUGGCGCUGCAACUCUCCCGGGAGCAAGGCAUCACCUUGCGCGGGAGCGCCGAGAUCGUGGCCGAGUUUUUCUCGUUUGGCAUCAACAGUAUUUUAUAUCAGCGUGGCAUAUAUCCAUCGGAAACCUUUACUCGGGUGCAGAAAUAUGGACUCACCUUGCUUGUAACUACUGAUCCUGAGCUCAUAAAAUACCUAAAUAAUGUGGUGGAUCAACUAAAAGAAUGGUUAUACAAGUGUUCAGUUCAGAAACUGGUGGUAGUCAUCUCAAAUAUUGAAAGUGGAGAGGUCCUUGAAAGAUGGCAGUUUGAUAUUGAGUGUGACAAGACUGCAAAAGAUGACAGUGCACCCAGAGAAAAGUCUCAGAAGGCCAUCCAAGAUGAAAUCCGUUCAGUGAUCAGACAGAUCACAGCUACAGUGACAUUUCUGCCACUGUUGGAAGUUUCUUGUUCAUUUGAUCUCCUCAUUUAUACAGACAAAGAUCUGGUUGUACCUGAAAAAUGGGAAGUCGGGACCACAGUUCAUUACCAAUUCUGAGGAAGUUCGUCUUCGUUCAUUUACUACUACAAUUCACAAAGUAAAUAGCAUGGUAGCCUACAAAAUUCCUGUCAAUGACUGAGGAUGAGAUAUGGACAAUAAUGUACUUGUAACUCUCAAAUGUGGUUUUCCUUCCAGAUCAACUAUAGUUGGUGUGUUUUAUUUCAUUUGUUAAUUUUUAAAUGAGGAAAACUUAACAUGAUGCUUUACUGAAUCUGUGCAAAAUUGUUCCAGUUUGGUAUCUAUCUGACUUUCCAUAGGGUUGGCAUAAGUUACUGCACAGAUUACAUCAGUACUGCAGUGUUACUUUCUUUCAAGGUAGUAACUGUAGGUGGAAAAACUUUUGCUAAAUGCCUUUCUAAGUCAGGCUUUUGGUCAAGUAGCUUGACUCAGAAUGUAGAGAAAUAUUUAAAUAUAAAAUAGAACAAAAGAAAUAUGAAUAUUUAGAAUCUUCAUUUAGAUCCUGAAAGUAACUAAUAAUAAUCCAUAAGUAGUGAAAUAUUGCUCUUUAUUGGGUCCUUUUGCCAUUUAUUUCAUUUUUAUAGUUUCCAUAUUGAAAAAAUGUCCAAUUAUUUGAGUUUAAUUUAUGUAACUUGAGUCUAUAAAGCUGUGGAUAUCCCCACUCUUCAAAUUGUUGUGAUACAGAACUCUUAAGAAUGUCUUUUCAUGUUUUAUAAAAUCAAGCUCUAAAUGACAAUGAUGAAAUAAAGUUAAAUGUGUAUGCUUUAAA
Odocoileus virginianus texanus is the source of this 1413-nucleotide messenger RNA. RefSeq names its product mitotic arrest deficient 2 like 1 (gene MAD2L1). Lineage: Eukaryota; Metazoa; Chordata; Mammalia; Artiodactyla; Cervidae. The record is from RefSeq and is a predicted model, not a curated record. Gene Ontology annotation, cellular component: nucleoplasm; cytoplasm; kinetochore. Gene Ontology annotation, biological process: mitotic spindle assembly checkpoint signaling.